UAAAACAUUCUGCUCUUCGUACAUCACUCUAUUUCGAUACAAAUAAGAAUAUAUUAAUGCAAACGAUUAUUGAUCAUACUGAUAAUAAAGAAUUAUUUACAUUUAUCGAAAGUACUUUCGAAACAGAUGAAGAUCUCAAUAAAAUUAUGCAUAAUGAACGUGGGAACCCAAAUAAUUUUAAUCUAUUAAUUGUUAUUGUUUGUCGAUGUCAUGUUGUUUAUUAUAAAAACAUUUCUCAAAAAGGAAUAAUUUGCGAAAAAGAUGCACUUAUCUUUAAUUUUCAUCAUGCUUUGUUUGAUUUUCCAUCAAUGAAAAUGUUUCGUCAAAAUCUUGAUUAUGCCGUGGCUAAACAACAAAUACCUAUGACAGUUGUCAAUACUUUUUGGCUUGAUGCUCUUUGUGAUUGUGAAAUGGAUCGAUCUUUGCAAUUACCAUUUGAUCGACAUCGUGUUUCCGAUGAACAUCGUACAGGUCGUGGAACAUUAAUUUCAUUUCAAUUUGACAACGAUCUUUCAAAAGCAUUUCUAACUUAUGCUUCAACAUAUAAAAUUAAACUUGAAUAUUAUUAG
Molecule: messenger RNA, 569 nt
Organism: Adineta steineri
Lineage: Eukaryota; Metazoa; Rotifera; Eurotatoria; Adinetida; Adinetidae
Source: the annotation of a GenBank genome assembly